UCCUCUUUUUUUCUCUUCUUCACGGCGGUGGGUCGGAGCCGCUGUGUCCCCGGUCUGGCACGUUCCUAGCUAAAUUCUCCACUGUGUAAAAUUGGAUCCCCCCUGUUUCACAAACUCCCCCAAAAGAGCCCCUCUCCAACCCCCUGCAACUGCUUACACGUUUGCGUUCAACACACACCUCCAAAUCUCUACCAGAUACCUUAGAAGAUGGCGGUGGUAAGCGGGAUGUCGGGGUCGGCGGUAGCCCGGCUUGAGGGCCGAGAAUUCGAGUAUCUGAUGAAGAAAAGGUCGGUGACCAUCGGCCGGAACUCUUCGCAGGGCUCGGUGGACGUCAGCAUGGGACACUCCAGCUUCAUCUCCCGACGGCACCUCGAAAUAUUCACUGCGGGAGAAGAUGGCACCGGCACGGGGGAAUUCUAUCUCCGAUGCCUUGGAAAAAACGGGGUGUUUGUUGAUGGGGUGUUCCAGAGAAGAGGGGCUCCACCUCUCCAGCUUCCACGAAUGUGUUGUUUCCGCUUCCCCAGCACAAGUAUAAAGAUCACGUUCACAGCCCUGUCCAGUGACAAAAAGGAGCCAAGGAACGUGCCGGAAUCACCGGUCAAGCCCGUCCAACCCCAAAUUUCCCCACUGACCAUAAACAUUCCCGACAACAUCGCCCACCUCAUGAGCCCGCUGCCUUCACCUACCGGCACCAUCAGUGCGGCAAACUCGUGUCCUUCGAGUCCCCGGGGGGCCGGGCUCUCCAGCUACAGGACCAGCCGUGUUCUGGCCUCCGACCUCAUAGGAGAUAACUCCCAGUCAGAAAACGACAAGGAGGCCUCAGGUGAAGACAGCCCAAAGGACGACUCCAAACCACCCUAUUCGUAUGCGCAACUAAUAGUUCAAGCUAUUACCAUGGCUCCAGAUAAACAGCUAACCCUGAAUGGAAUAUACACCCACAUUACCAAGAACUACCCCUACUACAGAACAGCUGAUAAAGGCUGGCAGAACUCGAUCCGCCACAACCUGUCCCUGAACCGGUACUUCAUCAAAGUGGCCCGCUCUCAGGAGGAGCCGGGCAAAGGCUCGUUCUGGAGGAUCGACCCCGCCUCAGAGGGCAAGCUGAUAGAACAAGCCUUCAGGAAGCGCAGGCCCAGGGGAGUGCCCUGCUUCAGGACCCCUGUAGGGCCACUCUCCUCCAGGAGCGCCCCAGCUUCUCCCAACCACACAGGGGCACUGUCUGCCCACUCCAGCGGGGUCCAGACCCCAGACAGCCUGUCCAGAGAAGGGUCCCCGGUCCCCAUCGAGCCAGAGCCCACCCCACCACCAGCACCCACCCAAACCACUACAGUUCAGCCCAAACUCGCCGUCAUCCAAGAGGCCCGCUUUGCACAGAGCUCCCCUGGCUCCCCCCUCAGUAACCAGCCAGUGUUGAUCGCUGUGCAACGCCAGAUGCCUCAAACGACCAUGAAGCCUGUGACCUACGCCAUGGCGACGCCAGCCAUUGUAACGACGACGGUCAGCUCCGCCCCCGUCAUGCAGACGGUGCACGUCGUCCACCAGAUCCCGACCGUCACCAUGGCAACUGUUGGCGGACAGUCUGCUGCUACAGUGAGCCCACAACCUCAGGAGAACGGAGGAGGAGAGCACCAAGAGAUCAAAGUAAAAGUGGAGCCGAUCCCAUCCAUCACUGCCUCGUCUAUAGGUGGAGUCAGUCGCAUCAUCCAGACCUCCCAGGCUACCCCCUUGACAACAGUCACCAUCGUGCAACAAGCCCCACUCGGUCAGCACCAGCUCCCAAUAAAGGCCAUCACACAGAACGGGACCCAUCUGGUCCCCAUCAGCUCUGCUACUAGCACAGCCGUUGCGAACCCGCUCCACCUCCUGGCCACACAUGCCUCGGCCUCAGCCUCCCUCCCCACCAAGAGGCAGAACGGAGAACUGCAAGAGCAGCCCGACUCAAAGAGGCUGAAAACGGAGGAGGAAGAGGACGGCAGAGCAGCUGCUGCCAACAACAACGGCACCACGGACAGAAACGGAGAAGGAGGGGUCAGCGAGCAGGUCGGCGACAAGUAGCCCCCCCCCUCCACGCACACACACACACACACACAAACACACACACCCCCACACACACACACACACACCCAGCCACCAUCCACCCCACAAACCGAUCUGCAUCCUGACCCCUGCUCUCCUGUACACAUUGAGCCUCACCCCUCCCCCCCAUCUGAUCCAGUGUCAUCAUCUACUCCAAGGUGCCAAAAAGAGAAGGACUACAGAAUGUGCGAACCCCUCUCACCCUCUCUUCCAUAUAUUAAGACCACGAAAUACGAUGCAAAAACUAGAGACCAAAUUGAAAAAGGAAUCAAGAGUUUGCUGAUGACUGUGAAUCCCUGACGUUUGAGACCCAGGCGACGAGAUGAAGCACAGGAAAAAGGAAAGCAAAUUUAAUAAUCCAGAUUUUCAAAUCAAAGGUGGUGUGGAGGGGGGGAAAUGUAUUAGAUGACAGAGGAGUCCAGAAACUCCCCCCAAGAGGAAAAGGGGGUCUCAUCCCGGUAGCAUUACGGACGAGAGCUUAACUGUGUGUCAGAUAGAAAUGGCAAACGUCACCAGUAGUGUAUUCCGCAAAGGGAAGUGUGUACGUACGUACGUGUGGACAUUCCCAUCUUCGGCAGCUAGCCUCCAUGUUGACCUACCUAACCCAGUUGUGAGUAGAUAUGCAGUAUUCCGUUGUACAAGUGUAUCUCUGGAUCUUUUUGAGUGUUUCUCCGUUUCCCAAGGCACAGAUACUAUCUAGUAAUAAUUAAGAUAACUAAAAGCUGUAAGUGGGGUCUUUGAGAACAUUUAAACAUCACCACAUGAUAUUUAGGGAAUCCCGUUUCUUUUGUUGUUUUGUAUGUGGACUCUUUGUUCGGUGAAAUGAAUGUAGUCUCCUUUCUUUUCUUUUUUUGUUUUGUUUUUUCCUUUAAAGAAAACACUAUCUAUGGAGUGGAUGUUCUUUUUUUCUGCUCAUUCAUGCAAAUGAAAUUUCUUUAUCACUGUACAUGUACAGAUUUUUUCAUAUUUUACAAAUAUCCUAUGAGAUAAAAAAAGUAUAUUCCCAUGUGUAUUUGACGCUUCAUCGAGCUUGCAUGUUACGGAUCUAGAAACAAUGUACCUGAGCAGAAUAUCUGAAUAUGGAACUGAAGAAAAUUUAGACUGAAUCUACGCUAUAUGAUUCUGACCAGUGCUGCACUUAACUUUUCGUUCCUUUUUUUUUUUUAUUCACUUUCAUUUGUUCAGCUAUUUUUUUUUUUCCUUCCCCCCGUCAUCAUCGGCUGUGUUCGUUACCUUUUGUGUUGAAUUUGACCGUCUCUUGGCUUGAUUAUUUUAUUCUGUUCAGGCUACUAAAAAAAAGUCUAUUCAGAUUGUAUUCUAUGUUACAUGAGGAAAAACAAGUGAUAGGUGUCUGUUCUGCUUCAGUGGAUAAAUGCUUCUUUUUUUUUAUAUAAAUUUAUUUAAAACACAUAACCUCUUAGUUUGUAUUUCUUCGAGUAAACGCCGUCUCUGCUGGCCAAACGCAA
Molecule: messenger RNA, 3542 nt
Organism: Mugil cephalus (flathead mullet)
Lineage: Eukaryota; Metazoa; Chordata; Actinopteri; Mugiliformes; Mugilidae
Gene: foxk2a
Product: forkhead box K2a
Exons: 9
Coding region: 208-2055 (615 amino acids)
Biological process (GO): regulation of transcription by RNA polymerase II
Molecular function (GO): DNA-binding transcription factor activity, RNA polymerase II-specific; protein binding; RNA polymerase II cis-regulatory region sequence-specific DNA binding
Source: RefSeq, a predicted model, not a curated record